Aspergillus wentii DTO 134E9 is the source of this 1842-nucleotide messenger RNA. Its product is annotated as GMC family oxidoreductase. The transcript has a single exon. Bases 1 to 1842 code for a protein of 613 amino acids. The record is from RefSeq and is a predicted model, not a curated record. Gene Ontology annotation, molecular function: flavin adenine dinucleotide binding; oxidoreductase activity, acting on CH-OH group of donors. NCBI's taxonomy places the organism in Eukaryota, Fungi, Ascomycota, Eurotiomycetes, Eurotiales, Aspergillaceae.
AUGGGGCUUCAGACCCUCGCCACUCUGCUUCUCGCCUCAUCUGCAGCUGCCUUUGUCGCUCAGUCGCCAGACCCUACUCCCAAAUUCAUCACCAACCCUGCCACCGUCGCCGGCAAGAAAUUUGACUACAUUAUCGCCGGAGGUGGUCUGACCGGCCUGACAGUUGCCGCUCGUCUGACUGAGAAUCCCAAAAUCAGUGUCCUCGUCAUCGAAUCCGGCUUCUAUGAAUCCAACCGCAGCCCCAUCGUCGAGGAUGUCAACGCCUACGGCCAACCUUUCGGGAGUGAGAUCGACCAUGCCUAUGAGACUCUCAUGGAGAUCAACAACCGUACGGAGAUUGUCCAUUCCGGCCAUGGCUUGGGCGGUUCGACACUGAUUAACGGCGGUACUUGGACCCGGCCUCACAAAGCCCAGAUCGACUCCUGGGAAUCCGUCUUUGGUAAUACGGGAUGGAGCUGGGAUGAGCUUGUGCCCUACAUGCAUAGGAUUGAGCGUGCGCGUGCUCCAAAUGAACGCCAGAUUGCGGCUGGUCACUACUUCGACCCCAGCUGCCAUGGAUUUAAUGGAACCGUGAAUGUUAAUACCCGUGAUACCGGCGAGGACUACACACCGAUGAUCAAAGCGCUCAUGGAUACUGUCUCUGAGUACGGUGUCCCCGUGAGAAGGGAUGUUGGCUGUGGCCAUCCUCAUGGUGUAUCUAUGUUUCCUAAUUCCAUCCACGAGAACCAAGUCCGAUCGGAUGCUGCUCGCGAAUGGCUGCUCCCCAACGCAAACCGUCCGAACCUGAAGGUUCUAACUGGCCAGAUGGUCGGCCGGGUCCUCAUGAACACGACCAUUGAUGGAAAGACUGCCGGCACCCCCCAGCCCAAGGCUGUGGGUGUUGAGUUUGGCACCAACCGCCAGGCCAAGUAUGAAGUCUAUGCCAACCGUGAGGUUCUCCUUGCUGCUGGCUCGCUUGUUUCGCCUCAGAUCCUUGAGUAUUCCGGUAUUGGUACCAAGUCUGCUUUGGAAAAGGUUGGCAUCAAGCAGGUUGUUGAUCUUCCCGUUGGCAUCAACCUGCAAGACCAAGCAACUACAAAUGUGCGGGCGAACAUUACUGCCGCGGGUGCCGGCCAGGGUCAGAUGAUUUACUUUGCCAGCUUCAAUGAGACUUUUGGUGACCACACCUCGGACGCACUGAAGCUCAUCAAUAACAACACUAAGCUGGAGCAGUGGGCCGAAGAGGCUGUUGCCCGUGGUGGCUUCCACAAUGUAUCUCUGCUGGUCAAGCAAUAUGAGAACCAGCGAAACUGGGUACUGAAUGAGGAAGUCCCCUUUGUCGAAAUGUUCAUCGACACCGCCGGUGUUAUGAGUUUUGACGCCUGGGUUCUCGAACCAUUCACCCGUGGCUCCGUGCAUAUUCUCGACUCCGAUCCCUACCUCCGCCGCUACAACUACGACACACAGUACUACCAGAACGAACUGGACCUGUUCGGUUCUGCAGCUGCUACGAAGCUUGCCCGUGAACUGCAAACCAAGGGCGAAAUGGAGCAGUAUUUCGCCGCCGAGGUAUUCCCAGGACACAACCGUCUUCCUGCCAGCGCCAGUGUCGAGGACUGGUCUGUGUGGAUACAGGACCACCUCCGUUCCAAUUACCACGGUGUCGGCACCUGUUCCAUGAUGAGCAAGGAGAUGGGCGGUGUUGUUGACCCCAGUGCACGUGUAUACGGUGUUGACGGUCUUCGUGUUAUCGAUGCCUCCAUUGUUCCCACCCAGGUUUCGUCUCACGUUAUGACGGUGUUUUACGGAAUGGCGGAGAAGAUUGCAGAGUUGUUGAUUGCCGAUUUCCAGGCUGGAAAGUAA